Terrapene triunguis (Three-toed box turtle) is the source of this 2355-nucleotide messenger RNA. RefSeq names its product enolase 4 (gene ENO4). Gene Ontology annotation, biological process: glycolytic process. The record is from RefSeq and is a predicted model, not a curated record. The transcript is spliced from 13 exons. Gene Ontology annotation, cellular component: phosphopyruvate hydratase complex. Gene Ontology annotation, molecular function: phosphopyruvate hydratase activity; magnesium ion binding. The coding region runs from base 1 to 1896 and encodes 631 amino acids. NCBI's taxonomy places the organism in Eukaryota, Metazoa, Chordata, Testudines, Emydidae.
AUGGAGCCCGGCGGGGAACGCGAGCGGCGGCGGCGGGACCUCCCCGAACUCAGGCACCAGGCGGCCGAGUAUUAUCGGAGCAACGAGGUCCCGCAACGGCUGGAGGAGGCGCUCAACGCCACGUUCUACCUGCGUCCUGCGGACCUCUACGGCCAUCUGGCUAACUACUUCUCUACAUUUUCAAAACCUCCAGUAAUAUGCAAAUUAAUUGGAAGGAAGGUCCUUGAUGGAGUUGGUCGACCAACAUUAGAAGUGGAAAUAUUUUGCACAGUUAAAAACCAUGAGAAGAGCAUUUGUUCCAUUGUGGUCUCUUCUCACUCUGAAAUCCUUGAAAAUGCUUCACCUGAAGCAAUUGAUGCUGAUGAGAAAGAAAGAAAUGACUCUAUUAAUAGAGCCCUGGAAUGGAUAAAUGGAUCUCUGAAUGAAAUGCUCAGAGACCUGCAACCUGCUGACCAGUGUAAAGUUGAUGAGCUGCUUGGUGAAUACUUUGCAAAGAAGGUAGAAGAAGAAAAAGAAAGAAAGGCAAUUGAAAAGGAAGAACAAGAAGCAGCAAUUUCUGCACCUGCAUAUGUUCCAGCUGUAUCAGCUGUAACACCAUCUGGCAAAAAAAAAGGAGUCAAAUUAGGGAAGAAGAGUUCUGUUGCAGAGAAACCAAUCUCACCUGCAGAACCUAUUGAACUAGUGCUCUGUGGCAGCAUAGCCAUUGGAGGAUUAUCACUUGCUGUUGCUAAAACUGGUGCCACCAUUAACAACACACCUUUGUACUUACAUCUUGCAUUGAUGAAACAUGAUCAGCUUUCUCAAUUUCAGGAUUUGCCUAAGGAGUUGACUGUGCCACCACCAAUGGUCACUCUGUUGAGCUGUGGAAAAUCAUCAUCUGGAAAACUGAAGUUAAUGAAAGAAGUGAUGCUCAUACCACCCACAGAGUUAACAGUAAAACAAGGUAUUGAAAGGCUUCUGGAGAUUCAGAAACAAAUGAUGAGAUUGCUGGAUCCUGUAGGCAAAGGGCCAUCAGUUUUAAAGAGAAUAUCCCAUUUGGGGUGCUUAAUAACAGGGUGCGAUAGUCUAGAACAACCUCUGAUCUUACUGCAAACAGCUUGCAGGAAUCUAGGUCUGGAACUAGGAAUAGAUGUACAUUUAGCAAUAAACUGUGCUGCUCAUGAAUUGAUGGACUAUACCAAAGGAAAAUAUGAAGUACUGACUGGAACACUCAAGAGUCCUGAUGAAAUGGUGGAUAUGUAUGUGGACCUAAUUAAUAAAUACCCCUCUAUUAUUGCAUUAAUAGAUCCCCUGAGGAAAGAGGAUGGCCAGCAAUGGAGCAAUAUAUGUAAUACUGUUGGUUCCAGAUGUUAUUUGAUUGCAGAAGAUGCAGCCAAAAGUAUUUCUAAACUUGUGGAGGAUCAAAAUAUAAACGUACCAAAAUGCAGUGGUCUUAUAAUAAAAUAUACAAAUCAAACCAAGAUAUCUGACCUCACAGAACUUACCCGACUUCUAGAUGGUCAAAGACAUAUUGCCAUAUUAGGAAGUCCAGCUGGAGAAUCUUCUGAUGAUAGCCUUGUAGAUCUGGCUGUUGGCCUGGGUGCCAGGUUUAUCAAGUUGGGAGGUCUUUCCCGUGGAGAAAGGGUGACCAAAUACAACCGCCUUCUUGCUAUAGAGGAAGAACUGGCCAAGAAUGGAACACUGCGUUCAGGAGAAAACCAUGAAUUUGUUGAUUUUGCUGAAGAGGCACAAACAGCAGAAGAACUUCUCGAUGCACUCCCUCCCACAGAGCAGGACCCAUGGCCUUCACAGCAUUCUCAGCCUCUGCUGGCCCAGGACCAAAAUCCUGUUUCCUUACAUGGGAGUACACUGCAUCUCAACGAGGCUACCAAGAUGGACCCAUCCAUAUUUCCUUAAUGACUGUUGGCACUAAGGUGAUAUCAAAGGUCUAGUCCAUCAAGGUGCUGAGCGUCCUCAGCUCUCAUUAAAGUUAAUAGGAGUUGAAGGUGCUCAGCACCACAUAGGAUUGGAUCCUAAAUUUGGAGUUUUCGGUUCUGAUGAUGCCAUUAGAUCUGUGAAGAGGGAAUCAUGUGCUUGUAUGGAACCAUAGUUAAGUUUCCACAUGGUUGCAAGGGUUUCCCCGUCGUGCAGAUGCAAUAAGGCGAGAGCUCUAGUGAAUUCUCUGUGAAUCAAACUUGAUUUGUUUGAUUGCCAUUAAUUCUACCCUGUUACAUCUAACUUACAAUAAACUAUUUUUAAAUGCCUGAAGUUCAGUGAUUACCGGUACUUUGUUGUCAUUCAAACUCAUCCUAUUUUGAUAGUUUUUGUACCUGCGGAUGUUUUAUUAGUCUCUAAUUCUGAUGUAUCUGCUCCACC